CUCACUCUCUCGGUCUCUCCUAGCUUCCCGCACGAAACCACCGUAAAACCCCCACCACAAAUGCUCCUCCGGGCGGCGGCCGCCGCCGCCCACCGCCUCCGCUUCAUUUCCCCGGCCCGCCGCAUAUCUUCCUUGAAGGUCCCGUGGCGCCGGGACGCGGUCCUGGACGCGUCCAUCGACCGCGACCGACGCUUCCACCAAGCGUCCCGCCUCGUCCGCGAGGUGCUCCUCUCCCCCGGCCGCCGCCUCCUCCUCCGCUACCUUUCCAAGCGCCGCCAGCGCAUCCGCCUCCCGGUCCACGUCGCAACCUUCCUCCGCCGGUACCCCACGCUCCUCUCCGUUUCCCCUCCCCCCGACCCCGUCGCCUCCCCGUCCCCGCAGCUCGCCUCCUUCCUCGAAUUCGCAUCCCGCCUCCAGGCCGCCCACUCCCCGCUCCUCGCCGCCAGGCUCGCCAAGCUCCUCAUGAUGUCCUCCACGCGCGCGCUGCCGGUCGCAAAGAUUGCUGCUGCCAAGCGCGUCUUCGGCCUCCCGGACGACUUCUUGGUCUCGCUGGUCCCGAGGCACCCCGAUCUCUUCCGCCUCGUCGGCGACCCAGGGCCGGACGCGUCCGGCGACGCGUUCCUGGAGCUCGCCUCCUGGGACGACCGACUCGCGAAGUCCGCGAUUGAAUUGAGGGCGGACAGGGAGGCCGAUGUUGUUGGCAUACGGCCGAGGCCCAACUUUACAGUCAAAUUGCCAAAGGGGUUCUACCUCAAGAAGGAGAUGAGGGAGUGGGUGAGGGAUUGGCUUGAGCUGCCGUAUGUGUCACCAUAUGCCAACACUUUCGGGCUUCACCCGGCAUCACCAGAGGCAGAGAAGAGGUUGAUUGGUGUUUUACAUGAGGUAUUGUCCUUGUCAGUUGAAAGGAGGAUGGCGGUGCCAAUCAUAGGGAAGUUCUGUGAUGAGUUUAGGCUAUCGAAUGCGUUCUCUAACGCGUUCACGAGACACCCGGGGAUAUUCUAUGUUUCAUUGAAGGGUGGCAUUAAGACGGUGAUAUUGAGGGAGGCGUAUGACGAAAAUGGAGAGCUUGUGGAUAGGGAUCCUAUGAUUGAGCUGAAGGAGAGGUUCGUGGCAAUCAUGGAUGAGGGCCAUAAGAAGUAUUUGGAGGAGUUGAGGAGGAGGAAUGAGAUGCUGCAGAAAGAGAGGGCAAAUGCAAUUCACAGGGGUGCCAAAGUUGACACAAAUAUUGAGGAAAGAGAUAUGGAGGGGUCAGAGGAAGAUGAAGUAUAUGAUUAUGCACAAGUAGAAUCAGAAGGAAGAGAGCCAUUGUGAGUGGUGGUUGUGAUGUUCAUUAUGCUUCUAUGAUAAUGGGACCUAAAGAACAGUGGCAAGGAGAUUGGAUGUUUUGACAGAUUCGAAUGUGAUCAUUAGGCAGCCAGUAAGAAGAUGGCUUAGUUAGCAGUUUUCAGGAGAUCCAUUUUUGUGACAGAUUAAGUCACCUUUGGACUGGGAGGACACUGAUGGCUUCUGUUUUGGAACCAUAGGAACAUUCUGAUCCAAGUAUAUUCUUUGUUCCAAAACUAUCACUUCAUCGACUUUUUACUAAUGUGUGAUGUUUACACUGCAUCGAUGGAAUCCUUAUCAGCUAUUAGAGUGGUAUAAACAUCCCAUUCUCACAAUGAUCUCUGUCUACUACGUGUUGUAAAUGUACUCUGUACUGAAGGAACAUUUAUGUAUGCCAUUAAAAGGUAAGUUUGCUUGUUGCCAAUUGCCAUUGUCACUUAUGAUCUAUCUGUUGCAUUAAAAUCCAAGCUAUAUCAUAUUAUUACUCUUAAUAUUUUAAAUCUACUCUUAUCUGGAUUUUUCUGAUUCUGUAUACACUGUUAUAUUACAAAUUCUUGUGGAGGAAAAGUGUGAGCUUCGCUAUUUCCAGGCAUUAUAGACUCUUUAAUGUCUUAGAGGAAGACGAGGCGAACAAGGCUGGUAAAGUAUGAUAAUGAUCUAAUCGACAACCAAAUAGGGUUCCACAAUUUACAGGAUUUAACCCAUUAUUCAUCAGCUGAGCUUCCUAUUACGAUUUGCAAUUGGUUAUCCUCAGUACUCACUAAAUUAUGUUGUAGCAAUACUUUUCUGUGACACAUAAGAGCAUGUCCAACCAUAAACAUCAAAUUUGGCCCCAUUUGUUUGCGGACAACAGCCGCCCAAGCUCCAUUUGUCCGCAGGGCAACGACACCCCACAUUCCUCCUCCCCAAAUCCAUGCAAGCAGAUCAUUCAACAAUAAAUAUAGCACACAACAAUUCAACAAGCCAACAUGAUCCACGACAAAUAAAAUUUAACAAUCCACACAUAUAUAGCCUAUAAAACGAAUAAAAUCAAGUGUUUUUGUUGUGGGUGCAGGCUAAGUGCCUUUGUGCAUGUGGGUGAACCACAUAGUGGUGGUCAACAUGAUACUCAACUCUUUGAUGAUCCUUGUGAUCCUCACCUUCUCUCUCAAUCUCAAUGCAGGGACUCGUAGGCCGUGUCUGUGGAGGCGUUUGUGUCCUUGGGAACUCUUCUGGAAUGCCCCCAUUGCGAAGCCGUGCGGACAUUGUACACGGCCGCGGUCGAGGAUGGCGCGGGUGCGGACGCGACCAUGUCCACGUCUAAAACACAGACGAAUGCGUGUUGCCAAAAGUAGCUGUAGUCGGCGCAGUGGGUUGCCCCUUACCAUCUAGUUUUUGAUGAAAGUCACAAGGUUGGAAUGUUAUAGCAGCCACAUUAGGUGCAAAAUCACUUUUCGUAAUUUCGCAAAAGGUGCUCAAGACUGUAUACUCGAGGUGGGGGUGGAACGGGAAUUGUCAGAUCAUAACGUCAUAUGAUCCUAAUAUAAUCAUAGUUUUUUUUUUGAAACGUGGCAAAAGAUUUGCCACAUGUAUUGACUGCGAAGGGAAUAGAGUGUUUUUGUUACAAGCCCGGACAUCUUCUGGUAUGAUGCUCCCU
Molecule: messenger RNA, 2959 nt
Organism: Triticum aestivum (bread wheat)
Lineage: Eukaryota; Viridiplantae; Streptophyta; Magnoliopsida; Poales; Poaceae
Product: protein WHAT'S THIS FACTOR 1, chloroplastic
Exons: 3
Coding region: 61-1311 (416 amino acids)
Molecular function (GO): RNA binding
Source: RefSeq, a predicted model, not a curated record